GACAAAUGCUUACCGUGUAAGUAUACUUCACGAAUACUGUAGAUUAAAAAUAUUUAUAUAUUUUUGUUUUAAUAAGUGUUCUUAGGACUUGCAUGCAAAGCCGAUAAUGACUGUAAAACAAUAAUAUAUGCAAAAUGUUCUGAAAACAAUAAGUGCGUUUGCAAAUCGAAUUAUCUUCAGUUAGACAAUCAAACAUGUGCGCCGCUUAUCGGAGAAUAUUGUAUGAAAAGUAGUGAUUGUCAUCCCAUGUAUUCUUAUUGUUUUCGUAAAAUGUGCAAAUGCAUGAAUAAUUAUUUACGUCGAUCUAAUAACCAAUGUUUGUCAAGUUAUCUUGGAAGAUACUGUAGGAAUAAUAACGACUGUAGUAAUGUGAUGCAUUCAAUAUGCUCGGAGAAUAACGAAUGUGUUUGUAUUGAAAAGUACAUUGCAUUAAAUGAGACAACGUGUUCACCUUUGUUAAAUGAACUAUGUUCGAACAAUGAAGUAUGUGCAACAUCAAACGCUGUUUGCAUUGAGAAUAAAUGUCAAUGUAAACGUAAUUAUUCAACUCAGUCCGAUAAUUAUUGCAUAUCAGAGCGUUUAAAAGGAGCCUGUGAUUGUGAUUUAGAUUGUAAUGCUAUAAAAAAUGCAAAAUGCUCAAUAGAUAAAAAAUGUGUCUGUAAAGAAAAUUAUGUUUCAAUUAAUGAAACAACUUGUGAACCAAUAAAAUACGAUUUCUGUCCAACGAAAGAACAAUGCUUUGUAACAACAAAAUUUUGCCGUCAAAAUAACGACUGUGACGAUUCAGAGCGUAGAUAUUGCUCAGGAAACCAAACGUGUAUCUGUAAACCAACUUACAUUGAAUUAAACGAUAUUUGUCAACCAAUUCUAAGUGGUUAUUGUUCAAAGAAUGAAGAUUGCAUUCCGGAUAAUUCUUUUUGUUAUUUCAACAGAUGUCAAUGUAAAUAUAAUUUCAUAGCAGUAUCUAAUGACCAAUGUGAGCCGAUUUUGUUAGGCCAGAAGUGUGAAUCGAAUGUAAAUUGUGAUUCGAUUAAAAAUGCAAAAUGUUCUGAAGAAAAAAUAUGUGUAUGCAACGAAAACACUCUUGUGUUAGACAAAAAUACAUGUGUACCACACAUUGGAGUAUUUUGUCUCAAUGAUGAAGAAUGUCAUAUUAAAGCCUUACGUUGUCUAAAUAAUAAAUGUGAAUGUCAACCUAAUCAUUCAUCAAUAUCCGAUAGUCAGUGUGCAAAAAUAACUACAAUAUCUGAUUGUUUUGAGCGUUCAAAUUGUGGUGAUCCAUUACAUACAAAUUGUUCAAAAAAUAAAAAAUGUGUUUGUAGAUCAAAUCAUAUUGCUGUACAAAAUGAGACAUGCUUACCACUCCUAGAGAGCUUUUGUUGGAAUAGAAAUCAAUGUAUCGCUGAAAAUUCAAUAUGUAUCGAUAAUAAGUGUCAAUGUACUCCAGGCUACAAGCGUGUGUCGAAUAAUCUAUGUGUUUCAGUAAGACCAUUCUAUAUUCCAUGACCCUGACAAUAUAUUGCAUUGAUGGUAGUCAAAUAAGUUCUUUAUUCUUUACCUAAUACAUUGUUUAACUAUAUUACAUUUAAUAUUGUCUUUGAGUAGCUAAUUAAGGUGUUACGAUAGAGGCUCAAAGACUUUCUGUUAAAGAACACUAAAUAUUUAAAAAAAAUAUAAACAUUUUUUUAAAUUUACCAAAGGAGAAAAAUUUUCGACUUCGCUAGGAUCUAAAAGAUGAUAUUUAUUAUGAAAAUAUUAUAAUAAUAAUAUAAUUAAAGUAAUAAUGAAAAAAUAAUUAUCAUGAGCGAUUGAGGUGUACGCUUUAAGAUUUUCCAACAUUUUUUUUUAUGUAUGCCUUUUUAAAAUUGAAUAUAU
Messenger RNA from Microplitis mediator, 1875 nucleotides. Its product is annotated as prion-like-(Q/N-rich) domain-bearing protein 25. The coding region runs from base 223 to 1506 and encodes 427 amino acids. Lineage: Eukaryota; Metazoa; Arthropoda; Insecta; Hymenoptera; Braconidae. The transcript has 6 exons. The record is from RefSeq and is a predicted model, not a curated record.